AUGGAACCGGGUCCUGGAAGCAGUUCCGCCGUCCCGAACGCUGGUGGCGGUGGCGCAGGAGGAGGAGGAGGAGGAGGUGGCCCUAGUGGGCCAGUGGGUGGUGGUGUGGUAACGCGACCCCCCAUUACGGCGUUGUUUCGCGAAAUCCACAAAAACAGCUGGUUGCGCAGGCUGAACAACGACAGCAGGCGACCGUCCGUACUGACCAAGAAACCGGAUCGGUACUGGGUCGUGUUUUGCGUGCACGACGAUUGCGAGGCGUUCCUGGAGGGUUACAGCGACCCACGCCAAGCGCCGUCCCAUGCCCCAGAAUGGGCCCUUGCCCUGCAAACGGUCCAACACGUCUCGCACGCCCUCGUCUCCGUGGAGCAGGAGUUCGAAUUUGUGAUAACACUCGACAGCGAAGUGGCCCGUUUCAACGCGCACACCUGGGAAUGCAUGCAGGAAUGGGUGGACUGUUUGCGGUCGAAGCUGCGCGAGAUGAAGCUGCUUUCGCCGAAGGAAAACCUCUACUCGCGGUUGCCUGAGGUUCGACCACCGUUGGCACCAACGCGUGAUCCUACGUCCCCGCUUCCGGCCACUCCACCUGUCCCGGCGGCUCUCGUACCGGGUAUCGAGCGAGUACAGCCACCAUCUUUGUUGCUGCAACAGCAGCAUCACAAUCAUCACCAUCAUCACCACCUUGGUCAUCAUUCGGGCCCGAGUGGGUCGGGUAUGUCCUCUAGCCCGGCAAAUGGAACUGCGGCCUUUCAGACGAUGGUCUCACACACCGGAACGACCAGCUCCACGUCAUCGUCGGCGUCAUCUUCAUCAUCGUCCUCGUCCUCGUCUGCGAGCAGCUACUCAUCCACGCUAACGUCCAUAUCGAACUGCCCCAACGGUGAUUCCCGGGGGACACCCGCAGUACCAGCCGCUCCACCGGCCAUGUCCAACACAUCCACGCAGAAUCUCAUGAACCUGCUGUCGAACCCGCUGCAAGCAGUCAGCAGUAUUAACUCACAAACCAUCGCUUCCUGCGAGAGCUCAUCGAUCGCUGGAUCGUCCAGCUCGUCGAUCACCGACGAGGACACACCGGAAGAGCUGCCCAAGCGUACCGCACCCACAUCACCACCAACGGGAGUACCGGCUCGUGAUGGCACACCCUCAAGUUUACCGAAACCACAGAAAAUAGUCACCCGGGAGUUGUCGGCCACCGGUUCAACGGUUUCGGCCACGAUCACGCCCUCACUUGCGACCACUUUCGUGAACAAUGUGCUAGCGGAUCCCUCCGGGACGGCCGGUGGACCAUCAUUGAAGCGUACCGUCAUCGAUAAGCUACUGUUGGAUGUCCGGCCAGCACCGGAACGAUCGGUGGAGAACGUCGACACCACCAUCGUUGAAGCUGAUCAUACGCCUGAUGCGCUCACCACCAGACACGACGGAGGUACGACCGGUGGCAACGAGUCGCGGCCACGACAGCCACAUUUCCAGCAACAGCACGCGACCGAAGUCUCCUGCCAGAAUGGCACCAUCAGCAAUGGUACUGCAACGUCGUCCACCAGCAAUGGCACACCAACAGCAGCUCCAGCGGCAUCGUACACACCCAUGGUGUUGAAAUCCGGCGGCGCCAUCUGCAUCGAACCACCAGCGUCCGGCGGGACAAGAGUGGAACCAAAACGAACACGCCGAAAAAUAUCUCCCUUAGCCAAGGCAUCGUUCUCUCCCACAAGUUCGUCCGAGGAACCGACGGCCAACAUCACAAUCAUCCAGGUGUCGAACAGCAGCAUUGCUGGUACUCCAUCACCCACGAUCACAACCGCAUCCUCCCCGAAACCAGCAUCACGGUUUAACUUCCCGAAAGCAACACCGUCGAUCACUAUCCCAUCCGCCGGAACGACAGCCGUCGCUACGAUCGUAACGGAUGACGAUCCGUUCGAUGGUAGCGGACGUUGGAAUGGCGACCACAGCUACAAGAGCAACGUGCAGAUUAUUCCGUCCAACGUUGAAUAUUCCGCGAAUGAGGACCACCUAAUGCAACCGUCCAUCAUCGCGUCGAUAAACGAGCAGCAGAUAACGACGGUAACCGUACCUAACGUUCAUUCGGUUCCGGUCACCAAGCCGGUAAUAGCAGCGCCACGGUUGCAACCGACAGCAGCGGCCACCGUGCAAGUAGCGGUGGCCACCUCGUCAACACCCAUCAAGGGUCCGGAAACUAAUUUCGGCACGGUGACGCAAAUUGCCGUAAACUCGUCCGUCCCGGCUGCCGUCAUUUCGGAUGGCAAACCCACGCAAUCCGUACCGCAGCAGUACUAUGAGCAGGUUUUCCUGUCCAGCUCGGUGCAGGUGACACCGGGCAAUGAGAGAUCGGAGUCAGAUCGGAGUUUCACCGAACAGGCACCGGUCGCAGUUGCUCCGAUAGUCUCGAAAGCGACCGGAAACAAGAGCAGCAAAGUGCUGCUACUCAGCAGGCAGUCUCGAUCGUCUAGUCAUUCUGAUAUUCCUCUACCCGGGCGUACCGCAGCCAAGGGAAACCGUGCCACCGAGGGUGGAAGUAGCAGUGAUAAGGAAAACCGCGUCCAGCCCGAUGCCAUCCACGCGGGUGAUGGAGCAACCGAUGGAACGGCGUCGACUUCGAAGCAGGUAGCACCCGCCGCACCGAUGCAUUUGACCGGUGGGAGUCCCUCGAAGCGGCCAGCUGUCGAUAAGAACAUUUACACGCCACAUCCGCAACGAACCGGUCCGCAGUUACAACGUGGUCUUACCGAACUCGUCUUGAGUACACGGCCAGCCGUUGCAUCCAGCACCGGGAGUGCCUUGGAACAUCCUACGGCAAGCGGGCGCGGUCGAAGACCACCGGUGGAAAACAAGAUCCGGAACGAUCAGCUUCCGGCGGAACAGCGGCGACGUAGCUCCUCGACCUCUGAAACGCGGCAGGAACGUUCGUCGCGAAUGAACGCACCCUCGGCAGGGAACGGAACAUCCGGCAAUAACGGUGGCCGGUUGCAGUCUCCACCACAGCCGUUCCGUCCUCAUCACGCUCUGAUAAAUGUGUCUGAGGGUGGAGGCCAGCUGAAUGGACCUGGAAUCCAACCCGGUGGCGCAGGUGGUAACCGUAAGCUAACCUUAAGGGAGCAGCAAGUGUUUCAGUUGCGCCGUGAAAUGAUGCACCCGGGUGGUGUUCGGUUGCAGUUGCGCCGGAAGGACUGCAUCAACUCGAUCGGGCUGGUUGACGCGUUUGGAGCCGUGUGGGUUGCCGGCUGGAAACAGAAGGAACAUCCUGUGCUGUAUAAUGCGCUGCACAUCGGUGAUCAGAUGAUUAGUGUGGCUGGUGUCGCGAUCACGUCUGCUGCCGAUGCCCACAAGGCUAUCCGUGCUGCUCCGGGACUGUUUGUGGAGCUUAUCAUCCGCAGGGUUCCGUUCGGGCGUGUGUACGCCAUUCGACGGGAAAUAGACGGACAGUGCUUGGGGUUGAUCCGUGAUGGCAAUACAGCGACGAUAGUUGACGUGGUGCCGAACAGCUUGGCCGCACGACAUGGAUUGCCACCGAAGGCAAAAUCAUGCGACGGACUAUCGCUGACGUUUUGGGUGUUGACGGAAAUCAACGGUCGGCCGCUGAAUUUGUUCUUUAAAGAAAACGAAAUUCGUGACCGUUUGAAUGCGGUUGGGCGAGAUAUAUCUAUACUGGUACAACCGGCGGAUUUGGUGACGAAAUUGAAAAAGCAGCUGAAAUCUCUACGUGGCCACAAGGAUUUUAUUGUGCAAUAGGCGAAUAGCGAAUAGUAGUACC
Anopheles nili is the source of this 3766-nucleotide messenger RNA. Its product is annotated as mucin-5AC. Gene Ontology annotation, cellular component: cytoplasm; plasma membrane. The transcript is spliced from 7 exons. The record is from RefSeq and is a predicted model, not a curated record. The coding region runs from base 1 to 3744 and encodes 1247 amino acids. NCBI's taxonomy places the organism in Eukaryota, Metazoa, Arthropoda, Insecta, Diptera, Culicidae.